AUGAAGAUGAAUAGAUAUUUAGUGUUUCUGACUGUUAUUUCUAUGUGUUUUAUUCGAAAUGUUUUCUGUGCCUCUGCUGCGAACGUAGCGCAACUGACUCAAGAUUUGUUAACAAACUACGAUAAAAGAGUGCGCCCUUUAGUUGACCAGAGUCGGGCGGUUCAACUAGAUAUAAGUUUCAACCUCUGUGGAAUUAACUCGGUUGAUGAAGUGGCAGAAAAACUAAUUACAACAGGUUUUAUCCAGGUUAUGUGGACUGAUGAAUUGUUGACAUGGACCCCUGCUUCCAAAAACCAGAUCAGUUACAUAUUUCUAAAGCAGAAUGACAUAUGGAAACCGGACUUGGUACUUAAAAAUGGCUUCCAAAAAUUUAAAGAGAUGGGUGGAGAUUUCUACUACGUUAAUGUAGGUAGCGAUGGAAUGGUCCAGUGGAAACCCUAUGAGGUGUUCGAAACCAGGUGCAGUAUGGACAUAACUCGAUUUCCGUACGACAAGCAAACCUGUGAAAUCACUUUCAUUGUUUGGAGUUAUGUUUCUAUUGAAGUAAGCAUCUUAAAAUCUUCAGGGGGAUUAGUUUUUUUCGAAUACGAAGAGAACAGUGUGUGGACGGUGGAGUCUACAAAGGAGACAAUAAAAAAUGCUGGAGCCGAAUCAGAGCUUACGUUUACUCUUAAUUUGAAGCGAAAACCUCAGUAUUACGUCUUGAAUAUGAUAAUCCCUGUUAUAUGUUUAGGGAUUUUAAGCCUUUUGGUUUUUAUCAUCCCGGCUGAUGCAGGAGAAAAGAUGGGCUAUUCCGUGACAGUGCUAUUGUCCUUUGCCGUCUUCCUGACUAUGAUCAGCGCGGAACUACCAGUCAAUUCUGAAAGUACGUCUUUUCUGAGCUUUUAUCUCAUUCUUCAAAUGGUGAUUGGAGCUUCAAUUCUGGUCAUCACAGCAAUACAACUUCGAUUGCACCACAGAAAAAACACCUUUGGUAUUGCUAAAUUCUUUAUUUACAUCGUAAAACUGGAACAGAUUUUGAGGUGCAGAAAAUCGUGUUGCUCUCCAAAAAACAUUACAAAUAUUGAACCAAUGGAUGGUAAUGAUGACAACAAAGAUAAAGUUUCAAAUGACCUUGACAUUGACUGGAGCGAUGUCACUUCCGCUAUUGACUUUCUUUGUUUUUGGAUUUUUCUCUUAGGAAACACAAUUUUAACCAUUUUUCUUUUUGCAUACUUAACUUCUGGAUAGUAAUAGUUUCAGUCCCCGAUUUUUUUUGGACGGGAGUGUUCUUUUUAUGCUCUCGAUUGAAUCUUCCUUGCAGAGUUGUCGUUCGUUUCUCUCAGACACUGUAUGAGCCAAUGGUAGAGAGUGUUCUCGUUUAACUAGAAGUUGAUUGUAAUCACGCGUAGGUCUAUUUCUUAUGUGAUUGAUUUGUAUAUCAUGUAAAAAUAAUUGAUAAUAAAUUCGGCAAUCUCUAA
This is a messenger RNA of Saccostrea cuccullata (small rock oyster), 1460 nucleotides long. RefSeq names its product acetylcholine receptor subunit alpha-like. The coding region runs from base 1 to 1230 and encodes 409 amino acids. The transcript has 2 exons. Gene Ontology annotation, molecular function: transmitter-gated monoatomic ion channel activity involved in regulation of postsynaptic membrane potential; excitatory extracellular ligand-gated monoatomic ion channel activity; transmembrane signaling receptor activity. Gene Ontology annotation, cellular component: plasma membrane; neuron projection; synapse. The record is from RefSeq and is a predicted model, not a curated record. NCBI's taxonomy places the organism in Eukaryota, Metazoa, Mollusca, Bivalvia, Ostreida, Ostreidae. Gene Ontology annotation, biological process: regulation of membrane potential; chemical synaptic transmission; monoatomic ion transmembrane transport.